Molecule: messenger RNA, 2457 nt
Organism: Seminavis robusta
Lineage: Eukaryota; Bacillariophyta; Bacillariophyceae; Naviculales; Naviculaceae
Source: the annotation of a GenBank genome assembly
GUAUCAACGGCCAUAAAAUUCAGAGGACCUUAAACAUUGGGUUACUUAAAUGGCCGACUAGGACAGCUUCAGUAACAAUUGUCCUUUGAGAAAUUCGGAGGCAUAAAGUGUCACGCCAUUUGAAGGCCAGGCAAGUGGGAGGUGGGAGGGGAGUGCAGCUUUUUAAAAAUAACCUGAAGCAAUGGCGAGAGCAAGGCAUGAACACAGAACGGGGGAUCUAGAGAAGGGAAGUUAUCUAUGGAAGCCAAUGGGGGGCCAGGCUUACUGUAGUAGGCAAAGAAGAGGCGGAAUUCGGGACUAGGUUCCGCAGGAUCAGGGCGACAAACUGAGCAAGGUAUUGGCUACAAUCAACAAUUAUGUAGCUACUGGAGGCUGGAUUCUUGACAUUUUUUGAUUGUGCCUUUCAAAGCGAACAAAAGUGAGGCUUUAGGAUUAGAAAGGCAUUGACCGCAAGUACACAAAUGUAGCCAUUUCUGGCUGAAUUGGUACAAUGUGAAUCACCUAUCCAAGCCUGAGAUUAUAGGGAGAGAAAUGUGUUAGUUACAAUCAACACUGGUGUAGCCAUUUCUGGCUGAAUUGGUACAAUGUGAAAUCACCUAACGAAGCCUGAGAAUAGGGAGAGAAAGUGUUUUGCUGGUUAGGUCUACAAUCAUCAAAAAUAAUAAAGUCACCACAGUCUAUGUACGCGACCCCCCCCCAAAAAAACAAGGGGGACCGUUUUGAAAGGGGGAGGACAAUUCAUUUCGAAUUUCGCGCCUGGCUUUUGGCGGGUGGCAAAACCGCCCAAAAAGCGGAGACCUCAUUUCUCCCUCGGCUUUGGCUGUUGUCAACAAACAUCCUUCUAAAGGAUCCUCUUACUUUUCUAGCUGUCGAUGUUGUCGUCUGGGUGAUGGAUCAGCAUUGAAGAGAGUCAAGUCAAAUCAAAUCAACAAAUAGGCGUGUUGUUGUUGAACUUUUGGAGAGAGCGAGUGACGGCGAGUAGACAGUAAACCAGGAAGCAGGAUGAAUGUGCCAACGACCCGUCGUAGAUCAUUGCGCAAUGCCGGCAAGAAAGGCCAACAGCAUCAGGCAAAGCAGGAAGAGAAAAAGCCAGUCCCAAUGGUCACCACUCGAAAGCGUCGAGGGGCCUUGAAGGAUCUCACCAAUGAGAAUGAUGAAGAGACAACCAGAAAAUCCAAAAAGCCUCGCGCCGUAGUGACGGAGAAGGCCGAAAGGCGACGGACUAGAAGCGUCGCACGGGCUUCCAAGGACAAGGAAGAAGACGACAACCCACCCAGUGCCCCCAUUACACGGGCCAAGGCGAAGCAGGUAAAAGGCGACAAUCAUAUCGUUGUCCCCACACGAGACCCAAAAAGUAAAAGCAGUCAGCCGGAUCCCGAGCCUCCCAAACCGGAAAAGCGUCUUCCACUCAUCCCUUCCAGACGACGCAGUUGCCGUCUCAUCAAAGACGCUCCAAUCUACCGGCAUCCUGCCAACUACCAUCCUGGCUACGACUACCAAUACGCUGGCGUUGCCGACGACAUUGACUUUCGCGACUUUGACGAUCCAACCUGUGCUACGGACUAUGUCCUGGACAUGUACAACACUUUCCAUGACAAGGAAGCCGAAACCUGUGCCAAGCCCUACUUGCACAAACAACCAUCUAUCACACACCGAAUGCGAGCCAUCUUGGUGGACUGGCUCGUCGAGGUCCACUCCAAGUUCCGGCUGACUCCAGAGACGCUCUACUUGGCAGUCAACUUGGUGGACCGCUUCUUGAUGCGAGAAGAACUUGCUCGCAGUGACCUGCAACUUUUAGGGGUUACUUCUCUCAUGAUUGCUGCCAAGUACGAGGAGAUCUAUCCUCUCGGAUUGACUGAUCUUGUCUACAUUUGCGACAACGCCUACACGCGACGUGAUGUCUUGGAUAUGGAAACUACCAUCCUAAAUGCUUUAGAGUAUCAGGUGGUGAUCCAUAGUGCACACCGGUUUCUUUUGCGCUACUUGAAGGCUGCGCAUGCCGACAAGAAGAUUGUCCAAUUGUCGUGCAUGAUCCUGGACGGAGCUUUGAUCAGCUCCCGUCUUCUGGAGUAUCUUCCCAGCCAGCUCGCGGCCGCAGCUGUUGCAAUCGCUCGACAUGCUGCAGGAAGACACACAUGGAGCCCCACGCUGCUGAAAUAUGCACGCUAUUCAGAGGAGGAAGUGUUGCCUGUUGCCAAGGCAAUUCUAGUUGAAAAGAGGGGCAUCGACCCCGAGCUCAACUCCAUUCGUAAGAAGUAUUCGAGCUCUCGCUACGGUUGUGUUGCCGAGACGAUCCUGGAUCUGUUUUAAAUGUGAAUACGAUAUUUUAUUACUUCGAAAGUUGAUUGAAUGAUUGAUUGGAUGAGAAAGAUUUUACCAGGGCAAUGCCAGUGCUCUGAAUGACUACAGUAUCUCUUUAAUAAAAAAUAAGCAUGAAUAAAAAAGCAAACAGUUAUG